Molecule: messenger RNA, 962 nt
Organism: Loxodonta africana (African savanna elephant)
Lineage: Eukaryota; Metazoa; Chordata; Mammalia; Proboscidea; Elephantidae
Gene: BOLA3
Product: bolA family member 3
Exons: 4
Coding region: 3-395 (130 amino acids)
Cellular component (GO): mitochondrial matrix
Source: RefSeq, a predicted model, not a curated record
CCAUGUCUCCACGCCUUUCGGGCGACAAGGUGACCUGGGUCGGCGGGCCGCGUCAGCCGGGUAUGGCGGCGUGGGGCCCGGCCGCGGCAGCGCCUCUGCUCCGCGGGAUCCGCGGGCUUCCUCUUCUCCACCACGUACAUCGGAUGUUUGCCUCUCAAACUGAGGGGGAGCUCAAAGUGACACAAAUUCUCAAAGAAAAUUUUCCUCGAGCGACAUCUAUCAAAGUCACCGACAUUUCAGGAGGCUGUGGGGCAAUGUAUGAAAUCCAAAUCGAAUCAGAAGACUUUAAGGAGAAGAGGACUGUCCAGCAGCACCAGAUGGUUAACCAGGCAUUAAAAGAAGAAAUCAAAGGAAUGCAUGGACUGCGGAUUUUUACCUCCGUCCCCAAGCACUGAACACAACCUGGCCAUGCGGCCACUGCUGCUGAAAACCUUUGAUGAACUUGACUGCCACCGCUCUUUCCUGGGCAUUGGCCAAAAGACAUUUUGUUCAGACAUUUCCAUAUUAUAAUUAUAGAGGAAUAUGUUAUCUCUUUAGAUAUUAAUUAAAGGCAACGGGCAACCGAAGCUUUAGAAGGGUUAUUUGCACUGCCUCUAGUUCCUUUAUUUCAGAGGCAAUGUUUCUCCAACGUGAUCUUGUCGUUGGACAGUUCUGUCCCGCUGCUGCAGAGGCAAUGCCAGCUAUUUUGUCUUGUGAAGGGUCAUUUAAAAAAAUAUAUAUAUAUAAUUUAUUUUAUUUUUUGUUGUCGUUAACCUACACAGCAGAACUUACACCAAUUCAAGUUUCUACAUGUACAGUUCAGUCCCAAUGAUUACAUUCUUUGAAUUGUGCAACUAUUCUCACCCUCCUUUUCUGAACUGUUCCUCCCUCAUUAACAUAAACUCACUGCCUGCUAAGGCUCCUGUCUAAUCUUUCGAGUUGCCAUUGUCAAUUUGAUCCAAUAAAGAUAGUUCUUAAGAGAG